CAAUAUGGUAAGACUCCCUCCCUAAUUCUUAUUUUUCCGACGGUUGAGUUACGUUUGGGCAUAGAAUUUAGCGUCCUGUCCAGUAGCUAUCAAGACAAGAUCCCUCACGCUACAGAAACAGGUGAAAUAUUGGCCUACCAUAUAGGCCAUUCUGGCACAUACAUUACUUUAUUUACUAUGUGUCUAAAAAACACAGCUGCUGUCAAACCAGUGUAGAGUAAGCUCUGAGUCGGAUGCAUCUGUCCUCUUAAGGAAUAAAGUAUUAUUAGAAUCAACACAGUCUCAAAUCUUGCAAAUGAAUGUUAGAGCGGAUGAUGGCACAGAAACAGAGACAGAUAGGCCUGCAGGCAAUUCCAGAACCCUCACCCUGACGGUGUGCUCCGCUGCCAUCGGUGGCACCUUCCAGUACGGCUACAACCUCUCCAUCAUCAACGCCCCCACCAACCACAUCCAGAGGUUCAUCAAUGACACAUACUGGGAGCGCUGGGGAACCGGCCUGGACACCUCCCAGGUGACCCUGCUGUGGACCGUGAUCGUGUCUGCCUUCUCCCUGGGUGGCCUGACUGGGGCUCUUCUGGCAGGACCCAUGGCUGUCCGCUGUGGUAGAAAGAACUCACUACUUCUCAAUAACUCUUUCUUGUUCCUCGGUGCAGUCCUCGCCCUUACCAGCAGGGCGGCGAGGUCAGUUGAGAUGAUUGUUCUCGCCCGCCUGCUAGUGGGGGUCAACGCUGGGGUGAGCAUGAACGUCCAGCCCAUGUAUUUCGGAGAGAGCGCCCCCAAACACCUGCGUGGCGCUGUGGCCUUCUCCUCGGCCGUGUUCACUGCUUUCGGGAUCUUCGUGGGCCAGGUGGUGGGUCUAACGGAGCUGUUGGGUACCGAGCCCCUCUGGCCCUACCUCCUGGCCAGCAACGCCCUCCCAGGCCUCCUCCAGCUGCUCACCCUGCCCUGGUUCCCUGAGAGCCCCCGCUACCUGCUCAUGGACCGGGGGAACAAGGAGGCAUGCGCCCGGGCUCUGGGUAGGUUCCGCGGUGGGGCUGACUUCAGCCUGGAGAUGGAGGAGAUGCUGCAGGAGCAGGCUGAUGCCGGUGGGGCCACGGCCAAGAGUCAGACUCCCUGGGACCUGUUCUCCAACCGCUCCCUCCACCCCCAGCUACGCACUGUGAUGGCUGCUAGCAGCGCCAUGAUGCUGUGUGGUAAUGACUCCAUCUACUUCUAUGCCUCGUACAUCUUCCUAGCAGCAGGGAUCCCUAUGGAGAAGGUCCAAUAUGUUUCUAUCGGCACUGGGGCCUGCGAGUUCACUGCUGCCGUCGUGUGUAACCUGCUGAUUGAGCGUGUGGGCCGCAGGAUGCUCCUCAGUGGCGGAUACGCCCUGAUGGCGGUCUGGGCGCUGGUCUUCACCCUGGCCCUGACCCUCCAGGGCUACUCUGUCCCAGGGAUGCCCUAUCUCAGCAUGGUCUGUGUGUUCUGCUAUAUCCUCAGCUUCGGUAUGGGCCCUGCCGGGGUUACGGGAAUCUUGCCUGCUGAGAUCUUUGACCAGACGGCUCGGCCUGCGGCCUACAUGGUGGCUGGGUCCCUCAUGUGGAUCAACCUCUUGAUAGUAGGCAUGGCUUUUCCGUUCAUAGUGAGUUACCUCGAUGCGCUCUGCUUCAUCCCGUUCUGUUGCGUCUGUGUGGCGGCCUCUUUGUUUGUGGGCCUCACUCUGCCCGAGACUAAGGGCAGGACACUGGCUGAGAUCACAGCAGAGUUUGAUAGGAGGAAUCUUUUGAAGAAGGGCCCAGAGAUGCAGGGGCCUGAGCCCAUGAAGGAGCAAUAUCAGCUGGGUAAAGCUCUCUCUCUCACCACCGUAGACCCAGAGCCCCUCUCUCAUCUCUUAGACCCAGAGCCUCUCUCUCUUACGGCCCUAGACCCAGAGCCCCUCUCUUUCACUGCCCUAGGCUCAGUGUCUCUAUCUCUCACUGCCCCAGACCCGCUCUCUCUCACCACCCAAGACCAGACCCGCUCUCUCUCACCGCCCCCAGACCAGAGCCUCUCUCUCUCACCGGCCUAGACCCAGAGCCUCUCUCACUCACCGCCCUAGACCCAGAGUCUCUCUCUCUCACCGCCUAGACCCAGAGCCUGGGGGGACAGUCUGGGGGUCUGAGGGUGGGGUAUUAUAUGAAUAAGAUGUAAUUAUGGUGUAUGAAUGUGGUGCCUUGGUCCCUAAACCAAAUAGCCUAUACCUCUUUUUGAACUCACUGUAAUCAAGACUGCUGUUAUAAUGACAAAUUAAGUCUGUCCCCGACUAAAAAUAAAAUCUUGGUCGACCGAGUCUUCCUGUUCUUUCGACCAAUCAAAAUGUU
Salmo salar (Atlantic salmon) is the source of this 2339-nucleotide messenger RNA. RefSeq names its product solute carrier family 2, facilitated glucose transporter member 11. NCBI's taxonomy places the organism in Eukaryota, Metazoa, Chordata, Actinopteri, Salmoniformes, Salmonidae. Gene Ontology annotation, molecular function: D-glucose transmembrane transporter activity. Gene Ontology annotation, cellular component: plasma membrane. Gene Ontology annotation, biological process: dehydroascorbic acid transport. The record is from RefSeq and is a predicted model, not a curated record.